Molecule: messenger RNA, 1542 nt
Organism: Zychaea mexicana
Lineage: Eukaryota; Fungi; Mucoromycota; Mucoromycetes; Mucorales; Lichtheimiaceae
Product: FAD dependent oxidoreductase
Exons: 5
Coding region: 146-1462 (438 amino acids)
Cellular component (GO): cytoplasm
Molecular function (GO): oxidoreductase activity
Source: RefSeq, a predicted model, not a curated record
CGGGCUUCAUCGUACACCACAAUGAAAUAUAUAUUUACCCUUGAAGAAACAGCAGCCGAAAGGACGGGAUCUCCGAAUGAAAUAUCAGUGCCUAGAAAGAGUUUUUUGCUUGUUUCUUCUCACAGUUUACGGUUAAAAAUAAACCAUGCACUUGAAUCCCAUAAGCACUCAAUCGUACUGGUUGAACAAUGCGCCAUUUCAAACGCCAUCUAAAGAUCCAUUGCCAUCCGAGGCCGACAUUGUCAUUAUCGGAGCGGGUCUAACCGGCAUGUCGACUGCAUACUGGCUUAUGCAGAUGCAGCCAAAUCUCAAGGUAGUUGUGGCUGAUGCACGUGGAGUGGCAAGCGGCGCAACUGGACGCAAUGGUGGUAUCAUGUCUCCAGGAUUGAACGACGAUUUUGAUGAAACCGUAGCUGUCUAUGGCGCUGAAGCUGCGCAGCAAUUGAUCGAUUUUGACUAUCGCAACGUGGAUAUGCUUACCCAGUUCCUGAAAGAGAAUGCAGAUCAGGAUAAGGGAUUUUUUGAUCCCGAACUGACUUUCACAAAGGGAACCAUUAUAGCGUGGUCGACGAUCCAAGAAGCCGAAGAAGGACGACCUGCUGCAGAAAGCUUGUGCAAGCGAGUCAAAGAUAUGCGGAUCAUUAGCCCAGAAGAACUCAAGCAGAUUCCAGGUUUCGAAUCGUUCCAGUACGGUGGCUUGCAUAUCAAGACGACGGCCAUUGCCUGGGCUGCAAAGAUUGUCUUUUGUCUUGCACGUUAUGUCGCGAAACAAGGCGUUCGCUUUGCAACGCAUACAAAGGUCGACAAUGUUGUCUGGGAUGAGAAGCGUAGCGUCAACGCAAUUUAUACGGACAAAGGCAUCAUCGAAGCACCUCGGGUGGCCUAUUGUACGAAUGCCUGGACAGCUCGCUUGCUCGAGCCUGUGCGGAAUGUUCUUGUCCCUGUGCGCAACCAAGUGGUGAGUGUCCGCUCUCCUGCUGGUGCACCACGACUUGAGUAUGUGUUAAGUGCGGAUCGAGGAUAUCAGUACUUGUCGUGUCGUCCCAACGGUGAUAUCAUCUUCGGCGGGAUGCGCAAUGUCGUCCCUGGCAAACAAGAGUAUGAAGACGACGACUCGACUUUGAACACGGCAGUAUCACAAGCCUUGCGGAAAUUCAUGGCCGAUGUUGUCAAUGUGCCUUCUGUCGAACGCGAAUGGGCUGGUGUGAUGGGUUUCACAAAGGACCGCAUGCCUCUCCUUGGGAGCGUAGAACAUAUUACUGGAUCGUCCAAGAAUAAGGGCCAAUACGUGGCGGCUGGUUUCACAGGCCAUGGUAUGCCCCGUACUUUCUUGUGUGGUCGGGCAAUAGCACAGCUUUUGACCGGCCAAGAUCUGGAUGAUUGGUUCCCUCCCGAAUUUCUUGUCGAGCAUCCUAGUCGUCAAUCGUGGUGGAAUAGCAACAUCGCCAAGAGCCACCUGUAGUUUUAUUCCUUACAUGUACUUUAUGCUUUUCCCCUGUGUAAUAAUCCUUCUUAUUGUAAUCUAGCGAAUUGUUGGUCUUU